This is a messenger RNA of Alternaria atra, 1392 nucleotides long. RefSeq lists its product as uncharacterized. Gene Ontology annotation, molecular function: N-acetyltransferase activity. NCBI's taxonomy places the organism in Eukaryota, Fungi, Ascomycota, Dothideomycetes, Pleosporales, Pleosporaceae. Bases 1 to 1392 code for a protein of 463 amino acids. The record is from RefSeq and is a predicted model, not a curated record. The transcript is spliced from 2 exons.
AUGCUACGGCCACUAGGGAAGUCCGAGCAGCUUUCGGCAGUCUCCCAUGAGCUGGGUUUCUUCAAGAACGUAGGAGUGUCUGCACACUAUACUCUCGAAGAAGUCGCUACUUCACCUGAUCUGCGAUGCGUUAUCUACGCAGCAUUGGCGGACGUCGUCCGCAAACAUGAUAUACUUUCGGCCAUUCCAGUUGACGAAGCAUCACCGCAUGCCUACUUCGCUCGUCUGCCCACCAUAGACCUUGGUUCUUGUGUCUUCUUCAAAACGCGAUCUAAGUCCGUUGAACAAGGUGAAGGGGACUCUGAGCUUGAUGCGCUUCUCCAGGAACAGCACAACAUCGACUUCAAGUCCCACCACGGCACUGUACCUUUCUGGCGGCUGACUGUUCUGCGAGACGCUGAAGUUGAGUGCAGCUUCACUGCUUCGUUCAUUUUUCACCACAGUCUUGGAGAUGGCGCGACAGGAACAAUCUUUCACACAUUCUUCUGGCAGUCGCUUAACACCAAUGUCUCACUGCCGUCCUUCCUGGAGCAAAGUAACUCUCUGGUAAAAGUUCCAGGUAGUACCGAACUCCUCCCGCCUCUGGAGGAGCUUCACCCGCUACCGCUGAAUCCGAACCCUUCAGCCCAUCAAACGCAAAGCCUGAAAGAGUGGACAGGAAAUUCCAUCCAGCUACCUCUGGAAUCUCUCUACCGAUCAAUUUACUUCUCACCAACAUCAUCAACAAAGUUUGCGCAAAGGUGCAAAGAGAAUGGUCUGACCGUAACGUCUGGCCUGGUAGCCGUGAUGGCUGGCGCGAUGUUCGAUGCACUCCCACCUACCAUAGACGCCCUUACUGGUAUCGUACCAAUCAACCUGCGACCAUGGCUCAAUUUACCUCCUCAUAUCGCGAAUGGUGCUAUGGGGAGUUUCAUCGAUGCAACGAAAGUGCAAAUCCGCCGUUCGCAUUACGAAGUCGACGUGCAAGCUACCAUACACGGACUCCCUGCCGCGCGUCAUACGGCGGACGAGAUCAAGAGAUAUUUGACACGCAACCUAUCGCCUUCCGGUGAGCCGUACACAUCUGUAGCUGCCUUCAAGGCUAUUCCGGAUAUUGCUGCAGUGUUCAAAUCUAUGGUCGGUACGAACCGUGAUGCGGCUUUUGAGAUCUCGAACCUGGGCCGGUUCCCAGUCGACGGCCAGACCAAGGCGGAGGCGCAGUGGCGUAUCGGCAGGAUGGCUUUUAGUCGAAGCGCUUUGGCUUUCGGCGCUGCUUUAACGACGAGUGUGAUUUCGGGUGCAGAUGGGGCGUUGACGAUUGGGUUUAGCUGGCAAGAGUGUGUUGUGGAUAAUGCCUUUGUGAACAGUGUUAUACGGGGGUUUGGAGAAGGCUUUGACUCUGAUGGGUUCUGA